Messenger RNA from Funneliformis mosseae, 857 nucleotides. Lineage: Eukaryota; Fungi; Glomeromycota; Glomeromycetes; Glomerales; Glomeraceae. The record is from the annotation of a GenBank genome assembly.
AACGGAAAUUUGAUUCUGUCAAAAAAUCCGGGAUCAUCCACACCGUAAUGCUCAAGGAAAAGAUUCAAAAUGCAUUAUUUCAGUUUGAAGGAUGGGAAUUUGCUUUGAGCCCUGGACAAUUUAAUCUUAUUUCGAUCCUCAAAUUCCGUCGUACGAAAGAUGACUUCACGUACGAUAAGUGUGCUGAGCAUACUGAAAUAAGUAAGUUCGUGUCAUAUGUUGCAGAAACCACAACAGAUGAAAAUUGGAAGAAAGUCGCUUCAGCUCUCAGCGAAGAUGGAUGCUCAAAACACUGUCAGGCUAGUUAUGGAGGCUCUCUGAGACAUCGUCUCAUGUUAAGAACACUGUUCGUUCGCAGUCCUAAUGAUUUUCCAGCUCCAGAUGUCUCGUUUUUUGUUUCUAAAACUCACAAUCAUUUUAUUUCCCAAGCGCCAAGCACAGCGAGAGAUGUUAAAUUGUUCUGGAUUAUUACCCAGUUUGCUGUUGAUCGUUAUGUGUCAGGGAAUGAAGCUUAUAUGAUCGCAGACAAGGCAAAAUUAACUCAUAUGUCGGCCCUUGAUGUUAUCACAACACCACCACCCGAUACUUUUCUCACAACACUACCACCACCCGAUACUUCUCUCACAACACCACCAUCCGAUACGCCACGAACACCAGAACACCAAAUUUAUCGAAAACAAGAUGACUAUUCCGAAUCAUUCGGAUUUCUUUCUUCGGAUAUUUCGGACGAUUUGGACGAUUUGAUAUUAUUGUUUAAGUCAAAUGGUCAUGACAACGACGAUGAGUUUGGCGUAAAAGAUAAGGAUCUUUUCAAACAGAGAUUUGAAGCAUGGACAACUCGAGAAAAUGGAAAUUGA